This is a messenger RNA of Nerophis ophidion (straightnose pipefish), 4878 nucleotides long. RefSeq names its product C2 calcium-dependent domain-containing protein 4C. The record is from RefSeq and is a predicted model, not a curated record. NCBI's taxonomy places the organism in Eukaryota, Metazoa, Chordata, Actinopteri, Syngnathiformes, Syngnathidae. The transcript has 2 exons. The coding region runs from base 151 to 1404 and encodes 417 amino acids.
CCUCCCCGAUGGUCCGCGCGCUCAAACCGCGAGGACGCGCAGCAGCAGCAGCAGAGCAUUUCGCGCGGCCACGCGGGAAAGGAAGCACCUGUGUCUGCGGGAAAUAAACACGACACCUGUGACUAUCCCUCGCACUGUCUUGGGUCCGCCAUGUGGGUCCUGGAUAAAAUCCGCGGGUCGGUGGAGACCGGCGUGCUGCGUCAGGGUGAGACCGGCGACAAGAAAGGCGUGGCCCCGCCCUACUCCAACGUCCUUACCCCCGACAAGAUCCCGGACUUCUUCAUCCCGCCAAAGCUGGUCAGCUGUGCUCCGGAGCCCGAGGUUCCGGCGGCGAAGCCCAAGGAGACUCUGCAGCCGUCGGAGCAAACCAUCAGCAGCGGGAAAAAGAUUGGCGGUCCGAAGAGCCCGCGUCUGGUCGCCAAGCUGGCGGGGGACACCAAGAACCUCCUGAAGGCGGCCAAUCGUCACAUCAUUCAGAUCGAGAGCGCCGACGACGUCCCCGGCGACACCAACGCCGACCCCCAGUCGCAGACCGCCAUGUCUCUCACCUACGUGCCCAAGACCCAAACUUCGUAUGGAUUCGCCACCCUGAAGGAAAGCCCCCACACCCGCCGCAAGGAGUCGCUGUUCCACUGUGACAUCAGCAGUCCAAUCACGUCCCCCAACAUCCAGAGGAAGACCAGCAAGGACGGCGGCGGCGGCAACCACCUGAACCCGGCCGACUGCAACGCCUCCCACAUGAACCCCUACCGCUACUUCAGCGGCGGCGAGAGCGACACCUGCUCCUCGGCCGAGUCGUCGCCCUUCAGCUCGCCUCUGCUGUCGCGCUCCGCCUCGCUGCUGAAGAUCUUCACGCACGAGACUCAGGCCAAGGUGGUGAAGGCCAAGCGCACCUUCGCCCGCCACAGCUCCCUCUCCACCGACGAGUGCAGCUCGGCCGAGCCCAGCCCCAGCCUCCAGCGCCGCCUGCACAUCCCCUCCUUCCACUGCUCCGCGCCGGCGCCGGUGCCGGAGCACGGCCUUCAGCGCCAGCACACCAUCGACCUGCACAAGGGCGGCACCCUCAGGAUCUGCGCCGACUACGACGCCGGCACCUCGCGCCUGCGCAUGCGGGUGCUGGCGGCCGAGAGCCUGUACGACAAGCACUGCGACAUCAAGGGCGUCAACUGCUGCGUCUCCGUCUACCUGAACCCCGGCAAGGUGCAGAAGCAGAGGAGCAACAUCAUCAAGAACAGUCGCAACCCCGUCUUCAACGAGGACUUCUUCUUCGACGCCAUCAGCUCGCUGCAGGUCAACAACCUGUCGGUCAAGUUCAAAGUGGUCAACAAAGGAACCAGCCUGAAGAGGGACACGCUGCUGGGGGAGCGCGAGGUCCUCCUCUCCAAGCUGCUCCCGGGGGUCUAAGGGCGCCCUCGGACCACCACUUCUUGCACACGCUCACUGCAGCUCCCUUUUCCCGCGGCACUUUGGUUAUCGGGAGACUUAGGCAGGGGCGCGGAGUUAGGACGGUUCCAAGACCCCCCACUUAAAAAGUAAAACAACAGCUGCAAAUGAGGCGCUAAAAGUUUUUAGUUUGUUUCCAUGGUGACACAAAACUUCAGUCCUGCUCUUACUUCAAAAAGAACAACAUAAAAAUACAUGGGUGGAUUUUCCAGUGACAAAAAUGCAUUACUGUGAUGGAAAAAUGGUAGCGAUAUAAUUUUUUUUUUUUUUUUUUACAGUAAAAUUCUUGCAACUGGGGUAAAAUCUACGAUCAUUUUGACAGCUUAUUACUGUGAAUGUUAUUUUUACAGUCAAAUUCUGCCGACCGAGUGGACGUCUUACACCAUUUAAAGGCCUACUGAAACCCACUACUAGCGACCACGCAGUCUGAUAGUUUAUAUAUCAAUGAUGAAAUAUUAACAUUGCAACACAUGCCAAUACGGUCGCUUUAGUUUACUAAAUUGCAAUUUUAAAUUUCCCGCGGAAGUAUCGUGCUAAAACGUCGCGGUAUGAUGUGACGUCACGCAUUGUAGAGCAGUGGUCCCCAAUCUUUUUCUAUCCACGGACCGGUCAACGCUUAAUUUGUCCCGCAGCCCGGGUGGGGGUCCUUUUUUUUAAUUUUAUUUUUUUCUUCUUUGUCAUGGAAAAAGGGACUUUUUUGUCAUGAAAAAUUGAUUUUUUUGUGGUGGUGCACUAUUUGUGAAGUGAAUUAUAUUUAUAUAGCGCUUUUCUCUAGUGACUCAAAGCGCUUUACAUAGUGAAACCCAAUAUCUAAAUUACAUUUAAACCAGUGUGGGUGGCACUGGGAGCAGGUGGGUAAAGUGUCUUGCCCAAGGACACAACGGCAGUGACUAGGAUGGCAGAAGCGGGAAUCGAACCUGCAACCCUCAAGUUGCUGGCACGGCCACUCUACCAACCGAGCUAUACCGCCCUGUAUAAGUAAGUGUAUAUUGUAUUUUUUAUGUUGAUUUAAUAAAAAAAUUAAAAAAUAUAUUUUUUUAAUUUAUUUAUCUUAUUUUAUUAUUUUAUUUUAUUUUUUAUAAAAAAAAUCUUCUGCGGCCCGGUGGUUGGGGACCACUGUUGUAGAGGACAUUUUGGUCCAGCACCGUUCACAGCUAUAAGUCGUCUCUUUUCAUCGCAUAAUUCCACAGUAUUUGUCACGUCUGUAAAUCAGUUUUAUGUUUGAUCAUGUUAUGUUUUGUUUUUGGACUCUUGUUUCCCGUUUGACACUUCCUGGUUUUGUUUGUUUCCAUAGAUACUUGUUAGUUUCCACCUGGUCUCUAAGCCACGCCCCACACCUGUUUCUCAUCACCACAGCCACUAUUUAAGUCAUGCUUAUGCAUACCACUUGCUACAUGCUUGCCUACCUACUGGAUUGUAUUGAUACCUCAUGACCACGCACCUACCUUGCCUUGCCGGACCCUCAUGCCUUGCCAUGCUGUUUUUUGUUUGACCACGCCACGUAAGACUUUUUGUAUUUAUGCCUAAGUGCAAGUUUUUGGUGUGCUUUGUGCCUUUGAUAAUAUCUUCUGUUUAUUUGUAGAUAGUCCUGCCAUUGUGCUGUUUUUGUAUAGAUUAUUAUCCUCCACCGAGCGCGCCCUUUGUUUUGCAUUUUUGUAUCAUAGUGCAGUGGUCCCCAACCUUUUUGUAUCCGUGGACCGGUCAACGCUCAAUAAUUUGUCCCGUGGCCCGGUGGGACAAAUUUUCUUUUUUCUUUUUUUUUUCUUUGUCAUGAAAAAAGGGACGUUUUUGUCAUGAAAAAUUGAGGUUUUUGUGGUAGUGCACUAAUUGUGAGUGUACAUUGUGUUUUUUAUGUUGAUUUGAUAAAAAAUUAUUCUGCGGCCCGGUGGUUGGGGACCACUGUUAUAGUGUAUAAAUAAAACAAUAUGUACUUACAUUCACGUCUCGCUUGUGCAAAUCAUCCUUUGCGUAGAAGAAGCAAAACAUAACCAAGUCAAUAUCCUGACAGUAUUAUGGACAUCUGAAUCUUUUGCAAUUUGUUCAAUGAAUAAUGGAGACGUCAAAGAAGAAAGCUGUAGGUGGGAAGCGGUGUAUUGUGGCUGCCUUUAGCUACACAAACACAGCCGGUGUUUCCUUGUUUACAUUCCCGAAAGAUGACUGUGAAGCUUUACUAUGGAAUAGAGCGGUCAAGCGAGCAUGGUUUCCUACCACAUGUCAACUGGCAGGUUUCGGUGAGAAAAUGGUGGUGAUAAGUCGGCUCUUACCGUAGACAUGAGCGGAGAGCUUGCGUCGUUCCUCCUGAACCUGUCUAAGAGGCAGCUGCGGACUCUCUUGCCUCCUCCCACCGGCCGACCCCGACCGUCGGAUGAUUCCACGGUGGAGGAAGCAUCGUCUGCUUUCGCCUCGACGAGAAACGUGGCUUCCCUCGGACACACUGGCGGUCAACCCUCUGACUUUUAGGUUGUACAGGUACGACCGUAUAAUCUCAUUAAAACACUAGUAAUACAAUAAGUAAAUAAGGGAUUUUCCAGAAUUAUCCUAGUAAAUUUGUCUGAUUACAUCUGAAUCGCUCUGCCGGCUAUUUUUUUUCCCUUUUUUUUCUAGUCUUUCCCUCACUUUCCUCAUCCACAAAUAUUUCAUCCUCGCUCCAAUUAAUGGGGAAAGCAUCGCUUUCUUGAUCCGAAUCGCUCUCGCUGCUGGUGGCCAUGAUUAUAAACAAUGUUCAGAUGUGAAGAGCUCCACAACCCGUGACGUCACGCACACAUCGUCUGCUACUUCCGGUACAGGCAAGGCUUUUUUAUUAGCAACCAAAAGUUGCGAACUUUAUCGUCGAUGUUCUCUACUAAAUCCUUUCAGCAAAAAUAUGGCAAUAUCGCGAAAUGAUCAAGUAUGACACAUAGAAUGGACCUGCUAUCCCCGUUUGAAUAAGAACAUCUCAUUUCAGUAGGCCUUUAAAGGACGUGUACGUAAAAUGGACGUUGUAUUAAUGUCUUGUGUCGGCUGGCAAGAAUCCUGCAUGUUUUCCUUCACGCAAACAUUUGCAACACUCGUGUGUUGGAGGUAUGUUGUGUUACUUUAUUACUUUAUGGUUCAUCUCCUCCAACGUCACCUUACACCUUCUUGGCCUCAUUUACAUCUCAGGUUUCCUAUGUCAGCUGACUAUUAGUCCACCUAUCUGUGCACUGCUUGGCGUCUGGCUCCACCCCUUUGGUACUCAGCUGGAUGUUCAAAUGUGUGCAGAGUGUCGCAGAUGUUUUUUGGAGCCUCAGCUUUUAAGUCGGCAAGAAAACGGAAAGAAACAUUUGGACAAACUCGGACAUGUUCACCAACCUUGUGUUCUUACACACAUCAUUCACUUAUGCAAACAUGACUAAAGGUGUGCAUGUGUGUGAUUGUUACAGGUGUGCAAACAUGAAUAAAAGUGUGUGUGUUGCA